Molecule: messenger RNA, 603 nt
Organism: Priapulus caudatus
Lineage: Eukaryota; Metazoa; Priapulida; Priapulimorpha; Priapulimorphida; Priapulidae
Exons: 2
Coding region: 1-603 (200 amino acids)
Source: RefSeq, a predicted model, not a curated record
AUGAAUCAUCAAGAGACGAAUCCCCGCCUCCUGCUCAGGAAGAAUCCCCGCCUCCUGCCUCCAGGUUUUCCGGCAAUAAGAGUGGCACUCAAAAAAGCCGAGAAAAGAAUCCGACACCGGCAUAAAUGUCCUGACUUUGCCGUGGAGGUAGUGAACCUCCCGCGCCACAUCAAGGGCGUUCAUAACCAACUAAAGAAGCAGGCAAAGGUAAUUGCCCAGAAUGGUCGCAUAUCUGUGAGGCUUCUGGUUGGACGGAGGCAUGACACGUGCUCAUUUUGUCGCAUACAGGUGGUCAGGAUGAGACGCCACAUCAAAAGGGCUCACCACCUGCAGGGCGACCAACUGACAACAGAAAUGGCCCGCUUUCUCCGAGCAAAAGAUCUUGAGAAGAAAGCUCAAAGGGUUCGGGCUAGGAGUGCCCAAUCGGCGCCAGCACCAGCACCACCAGCAUCAGCACCAGCACCAGCAGCACCAGCAGCACGAGAAUUCCUCCUCCAGCAGCUGCAACAAUUAGUUGAUUUUCUAACAUCCAACGCUGGUGGAGCAAAGUCCGAAAAAAUACCCAGCAGCAUUUUUCCCAGGCUUCGCACAUCAUACAAUUAA